Messenger RNA from Capsella rubella, 955 nucleotides. Its product is annotated as protein DEHYDRATION-INDUCED 19 homolog 7. The transcript has 5 exons. Bases 173 to 808 code for a protein of 211 amino acids. NCBI's taxonomy places the organism in Eukaryota, Viridiplantae, Streptophyta, Magnoliopsida, Brassicales, Brassicaceae. The record is from RefSeq and is a predicted model, not a curated record.
CUCCGAACCAGUAGUUCUGGUCACAGCUCUUGUUUCCACUCUCUCUCUCUUUCUCUCUCUCUUCUCGUCUCUAGGGUUUGGUCAAUUUAGAUUCAAUUUCUUCUUAAUCUCAAUAACAUAUCUUUGUAAAUCCUCUGUUUUUGUGUUCUUCAUCUGUAACAAUUAAGAAGAAAUGGAUUCGAAUUCGUGGAUCAGCUCUCCUUCUGUGUUUUCAUCAUCGUCUUCUUUACGGCGUUACCAAUCUCGUUCAGAUUUGUGUUUGGGAGAUGUGGAAGGAGAAGAUGAUUCGAAAGCAGAGUUUAUGUGUCCGUUUUGUGCAGAUGAGUUUGAUAUUGUUGGGCUUUGUUGUCAUAUUGAUGUGAAUCAUCCUGUGGAGGCUAAGAAUGGGGUAUGUCCUGUCUGCACAAAGAGGGUGGGAUUGGACAUUGUUGGCCAUAUUACAACGCAACAUGGGAAUGUUUUUAAGGUGCAGCGAAGGAGGAGGUUGCGUAGAGGUGGAUAUAGCUCCGCCUACCUUACGCUUAAGAAAGAGCUUCGAGAAGCUAACUUACAGCCUCUUGGAGGGUCUUCCACUUUCACUCCUUCAUCCAAUAUAGAUUCUGAUCCUCUGCUCUCAUCCUUUAUGUUUAAACCCCCUCCGGCUAUACCCAUCUCUGAAGAAGACUCGGUUGCACAAGUCUCACCUAAGGACACACCUAUAAGCAACGCACGACAAGUAUCACUUUCAAACGAAGAUCAAGAGAAGGCGAAAAAGAGUGCCUUUGUUCGGAGCUUGCUUUGGUCAACCAUGCUUGAAGACAAGUUCUAAUCUCUCUAGAUAUUUUACAUUGUAAUGAUGUAUCAAGAAAUCAUACAUUAGUCUCAAUGUAUGUAGCAAAGCCUUGUAGUAUAUGUUGUAAUCAGAUGUUCCUGGGAUAUCUUGUCUAUAAUCAGUAAGAGUAUGUACUUUUCGCUA